Balaenoptera musculus (blue whale) is the source of this 947-nucleotide messenger RNA. RefSeq names its product heat shock cognate 71 kDa protein-like. Gene Ontology annotation, molecular function: ATP hydrolysis activity; heat shock protein binding; misfolded protein binding. NCBI's taxonomy places the organism in Eukaryota, Metazoa, Chordata, Mammalia, Artiodactyla, Balaenopteridae. Gene Ontology annotation, biological process: cellular response to unfolded protein; vesicle-mediated transport; protein refolding. Gene Ontology annotation, cellular component: plasma membrane; cytoplasm; nucleus. The record is from RefSeq and is a predicted model, not a curated record.
AUGGUGGGCCAAACAUCACGACACCACGUCCCAUCACCCCUGUGCUCUUGUCUGCCAGUGCUCGGGACUGAAACACCCAGAUCACAGGACCAGCAAGACGGUGAGGAUGCCCUGCAUGCAGACCGUGGAGGACAAAGGAAUGGAAUAUGGGCUUUUCCUCCUGCCCCCCGUGGUGUUCCUCAGAUUGAAGUCACUUUUGAUAUUGAUGCCAACAGCAUCCUCAAUGUCUCUGCUGUGGAUAAGAGCACAGGAAAAGAGAACAGGAUUACCAUCGCUAAUGACAAGGGCCGUUUGAGCAAGGAGGACAUUGAACGCAUGGUUCAGGAAGCAGAGAAGUAUAAAGCUGAAGGUGAGAAGCAGCGGGAUAAGGUGUCUUCGAAGAAUUCUCUUGAAUCCUAUGCUUUCAACAUGAAAGCUACUGUUGAGGAUGAGAAACUUCAAGGCAAGAUUAAUGAUGAGGACAAACAGAAGAUUCUUGAUAAGUGUAAUGAAAUAAUCAACUGGCUUGAUAAGAACCAGACUGCAGAGAAGGAAGAAUUUGAACACCAGCAGAAGGAGCUGGAAAAAGUCUGCAACCCCAUCAUUACCAAGCUGUACCAGAGCGCAGGAGGCAUGCCAGGAGGAAUGCCAGGAGGGAUGCCCGGGGGCUUCCCUGGUGGUGGAGCUCCACCGUCUGGUGGUGCCUCCUCUGGGCCCACCAUUGAAGAGGUUGAUUAAGCCAGCCUAGCACAGGUGUAGCAUUGUUCCACACAACACUGAAGGACCCAAAUUUGUAGCAAAUUCCAUGGCAGUUUUAAAGUUGAGCUGCUGUAGUAAACUGGGCAUUCUUGAUACUUGAACGUGGAAUGUGUGCACAGGGAAAGGAAAUAACAUUGCACUUUACAAGCACUGUAUUGUAAGUGGAAAAUGCAAUGUCUUAAAUAAAACUGUAUUUAAAAUUGGCACCA